This is a messenger RNA of Linderina pennispora, 972 nucleotides long. RefSeq lists its product as uncharacterized. Lineage: Eukaryota; Fungi; Kickxellomycota; Kickxellomycetes; Kickxellales; Kickxellaceae. The coding region runs from base 1 to 972 and encodes 323 amino acids. The transcript has a single exon. The record is from RefSeq and is a predicted model, not a curated record.
AUGGCCCGCGCAAAAGACCAGCUACCGUUUGCCAGUACGCCAGCACCGAAUUCUAUUGACGCUCAUAGUGGUCAGGAUAUACGGCCUCUAUCGCGCCCACCAGCCACUACCUCUGUUCCUAAUGGCGAUUCCGCGCAACGCAUGCUCGAGGUGUCCUCAGGGCCCUCAGUUCCAAUGCAGAAUGGUGAGAAGCCUGAUUGCAAAUGCGGGUGCGACUGCGGGAAGAAGCUGGAAUUGCUUAUUCACGCAAUUGAAGCCCGCAUUGGCCAGCCGUUGGCCUCUUCGUCCGAGCUCAAUAUUCACUCUGAUGAUGACCCCAGCGAGUGGGUAGAGAACGUCCUGGGGCCACUGCCUCCUGCUAUUCGUUCGACAGCGACUACCACCAGCAGUGGCGGUUCGUCCACGUCAUUAUCCUGGUCGUCGUCUUCCGUAGCUGAUGUUCCUGAACUGGAUGACUCUGGAUUCUCAGCAGGAGUCAUUCCUCCAUUGCCCACAACUGCCAUUAGCAGCUCGUGCUGUACAGUCAAGGCCGACCCUACCCCUCGUGCCCCAAGCGCACCCAAGUCGUCGUGCUGUAGCAGCCAGCCAACAGGGAAUCCGCCCGCGCAAAUAACACAGGUUCAAGCUGUAGCCACCGACUCGUGCUGCUCAAGCACCUCCCUCCCAGUCCUACCGCAGCAAGAAACCAUCGUGGAGCAGGACUCUUGCUGUGAGCCAACCUUGAGCACCGAUAAGCUGCCGAGGCAAGCAGCUUCAUCAUGCUGUGGCGGCAGCAAAAACGGUGGUGAGAAAGAAAAGUGCAGCUGCUGUAGCAAAAAGCGCAAACGAGGGUGGCAGCCAGGUGAUCCACAGAACCCUAUGAUUGAUGAUGACGGUGCUUUAGCUUGUAGCUGUGGAUGCUACAAGCCAUUCGAAGAAUGUACUAACUGCUUCGAGGACCUUUGUGAGUCAGUGCUAUUGAAACCUAACUAA